Onychomys torridus (southern grasshopper mouse) is the source of this 3159-nucleotide messenger RNA. Its product is annotated as nuclear body protein SP140-like. Gene Ontology annotation, biological process: regulation of transcription by RNA polymerase II. NCBI's taxonomy places the organism in Eukaryota, Metazoa, Chordata, Mammalia, Rodentia, Cricetidae. Bases 1160 to 2872 code for a protein of 570 amino acids. The record is from RefSeq and is a predicted model, not a curated record. Gene Ontology annotation, cellular component: nucleus. The transcript has 20 exons. Gene Ontology annotation, molecular function: DNA-binding transcription factor activity, RNA polymerase II-specific; DNA binding; protein binding.
UUAACUUUCAGAAAAGGAACCCUGUUUUAGCUUCUCCUGCACGUCCUCCCUCCCCCUCUUAUCCACCUCCUAGUAGGUCCUUGGCACCCUCUCCGAGUCUCUGGAAAACAAUACUUUGCAAAGAGAGAGCCUGGGGACCCUAAGAUCCACCAGAGAAAAGCUGAUCCCCAAGAAUGAAGAGUCUGGCGCUGCAGAGACCAAGAGCAGAACGCACCUGGAUGCCAGGCUGUCACUUGUCUCCCCGGUUCCCUAAAGCGGCCAGGAAUCACUGAAGGAGAUCCUGGAUCCUGCCCGGAGCUGCCUUCCGGGUCCAGUCGGGAAGUCCUGCUGCCCUGGCCGCGCCGCGUCAGGUUUCCAGAAAACAAAAACCGAAAGUGAUCUCAGCAGGAAGCCCGGCAGCGCCCAGCUCCCUAGCACGGUUAGUAGUUUGGAUGGCAGGGCGGCUGCUGCGAAUCCAGAUCCUUCUGGAGUGGAGUUACAGGCUGGGGAGGCUAAGGAGCAGCACUGGAGAACAAGAGAAGGAGGUUUUCACUGUCUCUUCAACUCAUCUCUAUUUCCCUAGUGGCUUUGUUUUAAUCUUUUUGGAGGACUGAAAUGUUCUCAAACUGGAUUCUGGUGAAAGUUAUACUGAAUAAAUUUGCUAGAAUUCUCAAAACAACAACAACAAUAACACUAACCAGAGCUGACAUGUUUGAAAUGCCUAGAAUUUGUCCAGAUAACUAUGGGGGAAAAAAUUGAAAUAAAAGGCAAGCAAGUGAACCCACCCCCACGCUCCCACCGCAGCCGCCACCACCACCAAAUCACCUGCAGGUGAAGACUGGGAGACAGGUGCUGCACACUCCUUUAAAGAUCCCUAAGGAGCCUGGGAAGUCUUCAAUUGAGAGGUCUGUGUAACCCGGUCUAAUAUUUCCCAAAUGUAUUGACCUACGAAGAAUUCCCUCCCAGGACACUCCUGAGGACUCAGUGGCUUUAGAGUUGAACCAAGGCUAGCCCACACAGGAGAGAGCCCCUCUGUGCUUUCUGUGGAGGCACCACCAUUCCAGCCAAGCAGUCAGAGCAGACUUGACCCAGACUAUCCCAGGGAUGAGGACCAGAGAGGAGGAGAACAAGGGCAAUCACAGAAGACCAGAGCAAAGAGGAGUCAGCCAACUAUGAGCGCAUGUUCAAGCACUUCCAUGAAAAUAAGGUAGAAAUUGCAAGUGCCAUCACGAAGCCGUUUCCUUUCCUUAUGAGCCUCCGAGACCGCGGCUUCAUCUCUGAGCAGAAGUUUCAGGAUUCUCAAGAAAGAUGUCAAAACCUGGUCCCGGUGGGCAGAGUGGUGUAUGAUGUCCUUAGUGACCUACAGAACAAGUUUAGCCUGUCACUUCUGGAAGUGAUAUUCAGCAAAUUGCAUCUGAAGGCCUAUCCAGACUUAAAUGAGACUCUGAGAAGCUUCCUAGAUGUUUCCAACAGUCACAGGACUCCUCAGAGGAUGAAUGGAAGAGACGUUGAAGAGAGGCCCAGACUGCCAGGACUUGUCAGGGAAGCAUCCUGUAGUCCUGGAAAUUCCCAAAUGAAUGAUGAGCAGGCAGAGGAGGUGCCUAGCUUCCCACAGUGCAACGGAGGAGAAGGAAGUAGUUCUUGUGAACAAAUGUUCGAUGGACAAGAGCCCCAGGAUGACUUACCCCCAUCAUCACUGAGACCUGAAGCAGGAGCAGAGCAAUCCACAAGUGGAAAUGAGGCCUGUUCCUGUGUCAUGUGUUUCCCAGCAUACAUUCGAGAAGACCCAGAAGCAAGGAUGGGAAGUAGCCGAGCAGAUACUGUGGAGACUGGAAACAACACUACUGUAGGAAAAUCCAAGAGGAAGAGAAGAAAAAAGAAAGGCCACAACUGGUCAAGAGUAAAACAGAGGCCACAGACUGUUCGACCAACAAAUGACAGCAGAGCUGGUGGCCAGACAGCUCUCAGGAGAAAGAAAAUGAAAAAGAAUCCAAGACCCUUUGCCAUGGCCAGAGUUCCAAGAAAGCGCAGAUAUGAGAAUGCAGAUUUCAGCCCUAAGCUCCUUCCUGUGACAUGUGGUAACAUGAAGGGAGUGUUACACAAGGAUGAAUUCAAGCAAGGGAUCUCCAUGAAGUCCAUACAGAGUGAGGGUGGGGACUGGUACACACCCCCUGAGUUUGAAAUCCUGGGAGGCCAUGGACGAUCAAAGAACUGGAAAUUGAGUCUGCGCUGCUACAAUUUGCCCCUGAAAUCGCUGAUUCAGAAGAACUUUCUACCCAAUCCUCCACGAAUAUAUGGCAGGAAAAAAAAGAGAACACAGAAUUUGUACAGUUCUCCAGCUGACCCUUGUAUGCAGAACUCAGAUGAGUGUGAGGUGUGCCGUGAUGUAGGAACACUCUUCUGCUGUGAUACUUGCUCCAGAGCCUUCCAUGAGGAGUGUCACAUCCCAACGGUGGAGGCUGAGAUAACACCAUGGAGCUGCAUCUUCUGUAGGAUGCAGUCUAUAGGAAGACAACAGAGUCAUCCAGAAUCUGAGGUACUGCAGAGGCACAUGGUGCCCCAGGAACAGUUGAAGUGUGAGUUUGUCCUCUUGAAAGUCUAUUGCUGUUCUGAGAGCUCCUUUUUUUCCAAGAUGCCAUAUUAUUAUUAUUUUAGGGAAACAUCUGGGGGUGUGCAGAAAGCUAUGUGGCUGGACAUCAUCAAGAAAAAGCUGAGAAAGAGAGGUUACUCUCGCGUGGAAGAGUUUGUGCAAGACAUGAGGCUCAUCUUCCACAACCACAGGACCACGUUCAAGGACCUUAACUUUGGCCAAAUGGGACUUAGACUGGAGUCUGAGUUUGAGAAGACUUUCAAGGAAGUGUUUGCUAUUCAGGACACAAAUGAAAACAGUUGACUGAUGUCCUGGAUGCUGCUGGUAUCCUGGCUCCUUGUCCUUUUCUGGCCAGGUCUUCUCACCCGAAGCAGAGACUCAUCCUAGAUGAUGGUCCCAGAAGAUGAUGGUCCUAGAAGAUGAUAGUCCUAGAAGAUGAUGGUCCUAGAAGAUGAUGGUCCUAGAAGAUGAUGGUCCUAGAUGAUGGUCCCAGAAGAUGAUGGUCCUAGAAGAUGAUAGUCCUAGAAGAUGAUGGUCCUAGAAGAUGAUGGUCCCAGAAGAUGAUGGUCCCAGAAGAUGAUGGUCCUAGA